Messenger RNA from Drosophila novamexicana, 641 nucleotides. RefSeq names its product rhodanese domain-containing protein CG4456-like. The coding region runs from base 49 to 564 and encodes 171 amino acids. Lineage: Eukaryota; Metazoa; Arthropoda; Insecta; Diptera; Drosophilidae. The transcript has a single exon. Gene Ontology annotation, cellular component: mitochondrion. Gene Ontology annotation, molecular function: thiosulfate-cyanide sulfurtransferase activity. The record is from RefSeq and is a predicted model, not a curated record.
CACCUGCGCUCGAUUUUACAUAACAUUUGUUAUUAAAGUAGCAUUACAAUGGCUAAAGUACUUUUUAACUAUUGCCCCAUUGUGGUUAAAGCAGCAACGGGUAUCACACUGCGCCAUCUAACAACUGCAGCAGCCAAUAAAUUCCAGGCGAAGCCAACAAUUUUGAAACACAUCACAUUUGCUGCCACAGAACGUCCUUACAGCAGCGGCCAACCAAUUGGCAAAGUGGACUAUGCGGAAGUAAAAAAAUUGAUAAACGAUCCACGGAAGCUGCUCAUCGAUGUACGUGAGCCAAAGGAACUCACAGAAACAGGACAAGUUCCAUCCAGCAUCAACAUUCCAUUGGCCAUUGUUAGCCAGGAGCUAGCGAGCAGUGAGCAAAUCUUCAAAUCGAAAUAUGCUCGUGAGAAGCCACAGCCCGAUACGGAACUUGUUUUCCAUUGUAGAAGCGGAGUACGCAGCCUGAAGGCUGCGGAAGCCGCCGUCGCGUUGGGCUUCAAAAAUGUCAAAAACUACGAAGGUUCGUGGCUUGACUGGGCUGAGCAUGAAGGCUUGCCCAAGUAAAUACUCAAAACUAGGUCAUUUGUUUAACUAUUUUUAUUGAAUUAAAUUCAAUUCAAACAUACUUAAAGGAAUACUCA